This is a messenger RNA of Eurytemora carolleeae, 468 nucleotides long. RefSeq lists its product as uncharacterized. The transcript has 7 exons. The record is from RefSeq and is a predicted model, not a curated record. NCBI's taxonomy places the organism in Eukaryota, Metazoa, Arthropoda, Copepoda, Calanoida, Temoridae. The coding region runs from base 109 to 435 and encodes 108 amino acids.
GUUUUUUUUCUGCUAGUUUUGUUUGAAGGAGUGGUAAAGCAUAGUACAUGAAAGCUCCGUUGUCCCGGCACCACUGGAAGAGUACGCUUGGAAUGCUCGGUAUUUUUUAUGGGGCCUCACAUUAUUCUGGCUAAGAUGUAUGAAUCUGCUCCACUUGUUCAAUUCCCAGCUCGGCAUAAUGGAGGCCCUGUAGAUGAGCACUUUAUUGCUCCAGAGGAGGUUGUAAAUAAGAUUCCUGUCGUUGAUAUUCUUUACCAAGAUGAGAAUAAAACUGGUGUGAUGAAAUCGAGCCAAGAGAGCCAAAAGAAGAUCAAGCUAAAAAUAAAACCACCAAAGAAGCUAAAACCUAAAACUAAAAAAGUCAUAAAUCGCUUAAAUUCUGUUGCAGUGUCGAGCAAAAAAAAAUCUACAAAAAGGAAAAAAUCUGAUUUUUAAUGUUUAUUGAUAAAUAUAUUUUCAAAAAUUGUG